Messenger RNA from Hyaloscypha bicolor E, 3612 nucleotides. RefSeq lists its product as uncharacterized. NCBI's taxonomy places the organism in Eukaryota, Fungi, Ascomycota, Leotiomycetes, Helotiales, Hyaloscyphaceae. Gene Ontology annotation, molecular function: protein-folding chaperone binding; ATPase inhibitor activity. The record is from RefSeq and is a predicted model, not a curated record. Gene Ontology annotation, cellular component: cytoplasm. Bases 1 to 3612 code for a protein of 1203 amino acids. The transcript has a single exon.
AUGUCGUUGCUUGGUAGACUGCUCUCUGGCGCAGCGGGCGCAACGAGCUCGACUUCGAGCCCUCGAAACGCCCUUGAUUCGAAUUUGGAGGAUCAGUUCACAUACAAUCUGCUCUUCCCGGAUGCCGAAGCCCUUUGUCACAAUGACCAAGUGUUUCCGCUCUCCUCCGGCACUGUGCUCACGCCAGUGCCCAUCAGCAGUUUCGACAUCAAUGGAGACAUCGACCUAGAUAUGCGAGACGUCCGAGUAAUCAUCAUGCAGGAAGCUACGACCACUACCGGCUCGGCAUAUCUUCUCUACGACAGCCAUACUCCUCCUCCACCCUCUCCAUCGUUAGAUCGCCAAGCAGCCAGCAAUAGCUCAAUCUACCAGGCUCGCUCUGAGGGUCGUCGUUCAAUCAGUGCACCUCGAAAGACAAGCGUGGGGCAGAAUUCGAGACCGGUCAUCAUACAGCAAGACACCUCCGCACCAAGACAAUUUGGCGCUUUUGAUCGCAGAACACACCACGGGGCCCCAAGUUACACUGAGACAGAAGGUCAAAGGUCGGCAAGAGAAUACAGGGAAGAGGUUAACACUUUUUCAAACUGCAUAUUUGGGAAUUCCGAAGUUCUGGCCUAUAAAGGGACCGGAACUAAGGUUCAUAUUCUCCCCUCAGAGUCCAGGACAACAUUCACGUCAAGUUCAUAUAUGGCCGAUGGAAGUGGUUCCUUCGGCCGGUCGAGCAUGCGAAGCAGCAAGCUGGCACAGUCUUUCACGUCGGACACAGUGCAUGGGCCGACAUCGGCUGGUUUCACAAGUCCAAGCACAUUCACCAGGGGUGCAGAAAGAAAAAAGGUCUUGAUCACACGCAUGUUUCCGGUCCCACUGCCCAAUGAUGAUACAGAUGAUGCCGCCCAAAACACAACACCGACGCCUCAGAAUGCGAAUGAGACUGCAGGGUACCCGUUUCCGAAGGUUGGUGAUAGACGACCGACUGAAAAGAAGAAACCUCAACCGAAGCAGAAGAGAACACCAAUGUAUGCUGUUGGCUUGGUUGUACACCUACCAGCAGCUCAUCAUCCUCCUUCGGCACCGGUUUCGAGGUCAAGCUUUCGUGGUCCUAGCUCUUACACAGAGCAAGAGUCUUACCCCUCUUCCUUCAAUUCAAGUCGUCGUUCAGGAUGGACUAUGCUUGGUCAUGGCUUUGGUGUGGAGUCUAUGGAUUCUUCCUUUUCCAGUGAUGUCGACGACCGGAUCGAUAUGAUCACUCAACACUGGGACAUCAUCAUGCGGACUUUAUCACAUCUCCAAGCUGUAGCAACAGCUUCACUUCUCCCUUUGCUCAAGCAAGCCGAUAUCAACUCCCCAGAUCCACGCCGAGAAUCUACAGCGCACCAACGAGCACCGUCUGCAAGCAUUUCAAUAUCUGGAAAGCGUGUUGCUGAGGACAUCAAGCCCUUCAAGAUCCCAAAGACGAACGCCAAGAUGGUUCAACUGCAGGCAAACUGCCUCAUGCAAGUUCCGAAGAUCCACAAGGAAGUCGAUGCGUCACGCCAAAGGAUUAUCAGCGGUAUCAAGGUACAUCAAGUCGUUACUGGUCAAGGAAGAUGGGGCAUUUGGCGCGAAGAAGCAAGGUUGGUCGGCAAAUGGGCUGGAGGAAAAGAUGAAGGGUUUUUCUUCUUCAAUCUGCUUACUGGCUUCCUCGGAAAUCACACAGAAUGGCUUCAAGCCCUCGGGCCAAGCUGGUAUCGUCGUCGGCAUUAUCAACAACAACGAGCAAACAGGGAUGACGAUAUAUCUCUACCGGCCCGGACCAUCAUUGUUUCCGACAAUAAACUCAUGGCUCGCCGCUUAGUAUUUCUCCUGGCGGCCUUUCUCCCGGCUAAUCAACAACAUCCUUCCGGUCGCCUGUAUCGUCCCAGCACAUCGGCAUCUUUCGGAGGAUACUCGCAAUCUCCUCCGAGCUACACCGCGCCUAUUCUAAGAGAGGAGUCAUUGCGUCGCAGGAUCAAUAAGCGCUCUAGUGCUGCUCGAAAUGCGCAUGGUCGAACGAUGAGUUUCCCCGCACCAGGUGCGCAAGGAUCGGGGAAUUUAGGGCCAGAAAUCCAUCACGACCGACGAACCUCGGAUACUACCUCGAUCAAGACUGCAAACCUACCAAUCCCAGGAAGUAAUAUCGGUACGAGAAAGAGUUCUGCUGCAACUACUUCUACUGUCACGCCAGUCACUACGAUGCCCCAUUUCUCGAGGCGUCCAGUUAGAGUAGGCACCGGGCCCGCUCCUCGUCCGGGAAGUAGUGGUAGCCUUGCGACUGAUGACCUUCUACGAUCUUUGAAGCGUGGUGACAGCUCUGGUCAAUUUAGCAAUGCCAGCACCGACUCGCAACAAAAUUCGCGAUGGGGUAGCAUGAUUAGCGGCUUCUGGGGCUCCAAAAUACGAGAUUCGACGGCAUCGACUAGUCUUGACCCUCGAUCAAUCGAAGGUCUAGAGAUCAAUGAUCCUCAUUACAAACCAGGAUCUCCUAAGAAGGGAAAUAAAUUGAUUGAGAUGGUCGAAGAAGCUAGCUGGUGUUCCCAACCGAAGGAUCAGCAAGAUCGUGAGAUGAGGAAGUCGGAAUCCGGCAGUGCAACAACAGCGAAGCCUGAUGAUGAGCAGAUCGAAGAUAUCCCUGAGCAGGUAAUCCAGAUUGCAGAGCGAGUCCCAGACCCGACUGGAGCGUACGAAUCACCGGUCAAGACAUCUAUCAACGAACAUGAUGGGGUUAUUGACAUUGAUGUUCCGCUUCCUGAUUAUCUGGCUUUCGAAUCUGCCAUCAGCUCUCCAUCAAGUAGUGGCUACCUGUCAACUCCAGGUUUUGGAAAUGGGAUGGAAGGCUUCGAACAUUAUUCCCGUGCUGGCCCCGACGUGGAGACGACCAUGAAUGUUGGAGGAUGGCUUCCACGCUACAACCCGGACUUUGCAUUACAAGCAAACCCAUUUCAAGAUAACCUUACAGCAGAGAUCAAGGAAUCAAUGCGUGCUGAACCAACACCAGCCAUGACCUCGACGCCACAUCCCGAUGGCGGAGAUCGAUGGGUUGAUAUCAGUAGUGCCAUCAUCGGUGACACAACCAACUUCACCAUCAGGCGCAUUGUUUAUCGGCGACUUGUCAAGACCAGAGAUUCGAUUCAGCCUACCCCUAGUCUUCCUCAUCUGGACUCGCGAUACGGAAAUGUCUAUGCUGCCGCUCAACUUACACCUUCGGCCGAUGCCGACGCAAAUCAGGUUGAGGAGCGCUUCGAUGAGGAGCCAAUCAUCUCAAUGGAUGAAACGCUCAUCGAUGCCGUCGAGCGUAUCAUCGCACAGUCGGGGCAAGGAUCUAAGACCUCUUCUGCUUGUUCUUCUCGCUCUGCUUCACGCAAGGGAGGGAAUCGUGAACGCUCGAACUCGGAUGCGAAAUUUCCACCUGUUCCGGAGCAUAGACUUGAGGUGCCACGGAAUGAGUGCAAGAAGAUGGUGCUGAGUGCACUUGAGGAGAUUGUCAGAGAAGUGGCAGAGAGUCGGAAAGAUGGAGACGAAGCUGAGAGGGCGCGGGAGUCCUUCUUGCGGGAAGGAGUGAGGAGUUGGCUUGUGAACGUCGAGACGAUGGAUUGA